This is a messenger RNA of Letharia columbiana, 384 nucleotides long. RefSeq lists its product as uncharacterized. Gene Ontology annotation, biological process: transmembrane transport. NCBI's taxonomy places the organism in Eukaryota, Fungi, Ascomycota, Lecanoromycetes, Lecanorales, Parmeliaceae. Gene Ontology annotation, molecular function: transmembrane transporter activity. The record is from RefSeq and is a predicted model, not a curated record. The transcript is spliced from 2 exons. The coding region runs from base 1 to 384 and encodes 127 amino acids.
AUGAGAGCAAAGGCCAACGAUAUCCUCGCCGCCCUAGACCUAACCAUCGUCACCACCGCCUUCCCCACCAUCUCCGAGCACUUCCACACAAACGCAGGCUACAUCUGGGUGGGCGCCGCCUACAUUCUUGCCGACGCGGCCUCGACGCCUGUCUGGGGCAAAGUAAGCGAUAUUUGGGGCCGUAAAACCGUGCUCCUCAUUGCUAUUGCCGUCUUUUUCAUUGGUAGUGCGUUGAGUGCCACGGCCGUUAACAUGGUGAUGUUGAUUGCGGGACGGACGGUGCAGGGUUUGGGUGGGGCAGGGUUGGUCAAUCUGUCGAAUAUCGUGAUUGCGGAUUUGUUUUCUAUGAGAUAUGCUCUUCUGUGGAUAUCCAUGAUUGAUUGA